Haliotis rufescens (red abalone) is the source of this 1260-nucleotide messenger RNA. RefSeq lists its product as uncharacterized. The annotation marks the transcript as partial. The transcript has 4 exons. The record is from RefSeq and is a predicted model, not a curated record. Lineage: Eukaryota; Metazoa; Mollusca; Gastropoda; Lepetellida; Haliotidae.
UUUUAAUAUUAUUCCAGUUAUAUCACGGCGUGUCAGCUUAAUGUAGGAGGAAAGCCCGAAGGUCUCGGAAACACCGGUCUCGAUUCUUUACAAGAAUAUGUACAUUUGGUUACUACGGAGCCAUACACUGUUCUUGUCCAGAGAUAUCAUCUGAACUAACGAUGUUCCGAGCACCAUAUCUGCCGAACGGGGAUGUCCCGGGCCAAGGGGUCGAUAACCGUUCAUAUUGUGACAGCGACAUGACGUACGAUGAGAGUAACCAUGGACUGGAUGAUACGUUUGAUGAAGAUGCGGAGGAGGGAGAGGAGGACCGAGUCAGCCAUGAUGACCUCGAGGAGGAGGAUCACGAGACGUCUCAAAUGAACUGGGAUGUGUUCCGGGUAGUGCCCCGGAAGGAAGAACAUGUACGCAAUCUCCGUUUCUGGAACCGCGUGUAUGUGGGUGUCCGAAUCACAUUAUGCGGUGUUAUUUUCCUCUUUGUCCUGGGUACUGGGACAUUCACCAAGCUCUGCUUCCUCCUCAUUGCCUACAACAUGAACUACCACCACGCCGCCGGGGGAGACGCCCUGUCAGGUGCAGCAGAGGACGUGACUGUCAGAGUAGCGUGGAUUUGGUCGAUGCUAAUCCUUAUCACAGCGCCUUAUGUCUUCACCAUUUUGAGAAAUAUUUUCAGAGUCAUCUUCAAGAAGCAGAAGCAGCUGCAGAUAAUUCCCUUCCUUGUGGUCAUGCUGUUUGAGACCUGUCACACUCUCGGUCUGUGCAUAUUCGUGUUCUUGGUUGCUCCAACCUUCGAUCCUGUCAUGGUCUUACUGUUGUGUCAGGGAGUGGGGUUCGUGCCCGCAUUCAACAAAAUAUUUUGGACUCGAAAAGAAAAUGCAAACAAAGAAAAUAGCCACGAAGCAUUUGCGUCUCCAUUUUGGAGGUCAGUAUCUGUAAUAACUUUUAUACUUCAAGGAGUUUUCAUAGGUGUGUCAACUUGGAAGGGAUAUGUCAAAACAGCUAGACCUUCCGCGACGGUAAUUUUGCUACCGUUGUCUCUUGUUCUGAUUUCAAUGCGAUGGUGGGACAACUUCAUACAGAGAAAGAAGUCAGUCACCCCCAAAUCUGAAAAACAGAAAGUAGUUACUCGAUUCGACAAACCACAAUCCUUUACGGAUUUACUCAAACGCAUCGACACAAACAGAGUUAAAAUAGAUCUGUUGGUUUCAGUGUGGAAAAUAGUUUUAACGUGUAUAAUUCUAGUUAUAUUGUUCGGUUCAA